Molecule: messenger RNA, 687 nt
Organism: Colletotrichum scovillei
Lineage: Eukaryota; Fungi; Ascomycota; Sordariomycetes; Glomerellales; Glomerellaceae
Product: cell surface protein precursor
Exons: 2
Coding region: 1-687 (228 amino acids)
Source: RefSeq, a predicted model, not a curated record
AUGAGAUUCACCGCUCUUACUUCCGUUGCGAUCCUUGCAGCCACUGCUCUUGCGGCACCGGCCAUCCAGAGAGAGGAGAAACGGGCUUUCGUCACUGACGAGCUUGAUCCUCGUUCGUUUGUCACCGAAGACAAACGCGAGUUUGUGACUGAGCCAGAGAGACGCUCCUUCGUCACAGAGGACAAGCGAGGAUUUGUCACUGAGGAGAAGCGUGGUUUCGUCACCGAAGAUGAAUUGGAGAAGAGAGGCUUCGUCACCGAGCCCGAGAUGAACAAGCGGGGCUUUGUGACGGAGCCAGAGAAGAGGUCUUUUGUCACGGAGGACAAGCGCAGCUUCGUGACCGAACCCGAGAAGCGUGGUUUCGUCACUGAAGAUAAGAGAAGCUUUGUCACGGAGCCCGAGAAGCGUGGUUUCGUCACUGAAGAGAAGAGGGGCUUCGUCACUGAGCCUGAGAAGAGAUCCUUCAUUACAGAGAAGCGUGGCUUUGUCACCGAGGACAAGCGUAGCUUUGUUACGGAGCCUGAGAAGAGAUCUUUCGUGACUGAAGACAAGCGCGGCUUUGUUACCGAGCCUGAGAAGCGUGGAUUUGUCACUGAGGAGAAGCGCUCCUUCAUCACUGAGCCCCACAAGAGAGGCUUUGUUACUGAGGACAAGCGUGCCUUCGUUACCGACGAGGACAUGGAGUAA